AUGAGUAGCAUCGGAUAUGACCCCUACUAUAACACCUCGUCAUAUAGGCGCUGGUAUGUCGAGGCUUCCCCUCGUGUGGCGGUUACUAGAGGGAGGACCCACUCCAUCUACUCCUCCCAUGCCUCCCCGCUGUCCUCUUCCCGCCUGCAGUACUCCUCUCCAGGCCGAGUGCUGCUCUCCUCCUCCUCCGCAGCCUCUUCCGUGGAGCUGGAGCUCAGCCAGGCGGCCCAGAUCAGUUCUGAAUUUCGUGCCGUACGCAGCCAAGAGCGCAGCCAACUGCAGGAGCUCAACGACCGCUUUGCUGGCUUCAUUGAGAGAGUGCAUGACCUGGAGCAGCAGAACCGAGCUUUGGAGGCAGAGUUGCUGCUCCUGAGGCAGAGGCACAAUGAGCCAUCCCGUUUGAGAGCACUGUACGAGCAAGAGGCCCGCUCCCUGAGAGCAGCCAUGGACGAGGCCAGGGCAGAACAGCAGGCUGUCCUGGGCCAGAGAGAGCGACUGGAACAAACCAUGAGUGCCUUGCAGAGUCGAUAUGAGGAGGAAGUGCUGGCUCGUGAGGAGGCCGAGGGCAGGCUGAUGGAGAUCCGUCGGGAGGCCGACCAGGCUGCCUUAGCUAAGGCUGAGCUGGAGAAGAGCGUUGAAACUAUGCUGGAGGAGCUGGCCUUCCUCAAGAGGAUUCAUGAAGGUGAGCUGUCCGAGCUUCAGGCCCAAGUCCAGCUGGGCGUCCAGGUGGCUGUAGAGUCUGAGACUUCCACUCCGGAUCUCUCUGGGGCUCUAAGGGAUAUCCGGUCCCAGUAUGAGAGGCUCGCAGCAAGGAACAUGCAGGCAGCUGAGGAGUGGUUCAGAGGGAAGGUGGGCUCCCUAACUGAAACUGUGGCCCAGCACACUGAUGCCGUGAGAACCUCCAAGGACGAAGCAGGAGAGUACCGACGCCAGCUCCGGACCCGCCUGCUGGAAAUUGAUGCAUGCAGAGGCCUCAAUGAAUCCCUGGAGAAACAGCUGCAUGAGAUGGAGGACAAGCAGAGUGCUGAGAUAGGUGCAAUGCAGGACACCAUUGCAGAGUUGGAGAGCGAGCUGAGGGGCACUAAACAGGAGAUGGCCCACUACCUGAAGGAGUACCAGGAUCUUCUGAAUGUCAAAAUGGCCCUGGACAUCGAGAUUGCUGCAUACAGGAAGCUGCUGGAAGGAGAGGAGUCUCGCUUCAAUGUUGGAUUGGCUGGGGGAGUGUCCUCUUUGUACAGCCACAGCUUGUCAGCGCCCUCCUUCACCCGGCCCUUCCUCUCCAGCCUGAGCUCCGGCACCACCUACCUGAUGACAACACGCCUGCUCAGCUCCAGCGUCAGCACCACCGAGGGGAUCUUCUCUGCCAGCCACGCCCAUCAAGCGGAGGCCAGUCCACCCGGGGAAGAGGAGGAGGCGGCCAAGGAAGAUGUGACGGAGGAAGAGGAGGUAGAGAAGGAAGAGGAGGGAGGAGAGGAGAUGGAGGAGAAAAAAGAGGAAGAGGAGAAGGAGGAGGAAGAGGGAGCAGAGGAGGAAGGAGAUAAAGAGAAAGAAGAUGAAGAGGAGGAAAAGGAAGGAGGUGAAGAGGCUAAGGAGGAAGAGGAGGGUGGUGAUGAAGAGGAGCAAAAGGAAGAGGUGACAGAGGCUACUGAAGAGGAGGGGCAGAAAGAGGACAAAGGAGAGGGAGAGGAGGCUGAAGUCAAAGAAGAAGCACUUGAGGAGGAAAAAAUAGAAGGAGCCGAUGACAAAGAAAAAGAGGAGAAGGAAGAAGCAAAAAAGAGUGAAGAGAAAGAAGAUAAAGCAGGCGACAAAGAUGACAAAACUGCUCUGAAAACAGAUGACAAAGCUGAGGCCAAAAAGGAGAAAGAUGAAGAAAAAAUGGCCAAACCUGAAGCUGCAGAAGAAACGAGCACAAAGGAUAAGAAGUAAGCCAGUAGCCUCAGCAAAUUUCAGUCCAGACUGUCCAACUACGAACCACAGCUCGAUAACCAGUAGAGGCUUCAACGCUAUCCUUUCAAAUCUGCUUGUUAACAUGGUGCUUAUCAAAACAGUCCAAUAGCCAUUUACAGCAACAGAUCAAGGUUAACUGCUUGCCAAUAUCCAGAGUCGUACAUAAAGUUCUGCUUGCACAAUGUAAUACAGUAUGUGUAAUUGCUGAAUGCAAA
Molecule: messenger RNA, 2162 nt
Organism: Xiphias gladius (swordfish)
Lineage: Eukaryota; Metazoa; Chordata; Actinopteri; Istiophoriformes; Xiphiidae
Gene: nefla
Product: neurofilament, light polypeptide a
Exons: 4
Coding region: 1-1926 (641 amino acids)
Biological process (GO): neurofilament bundle assembly
Cellular component (GO): postsynaptic intermediate filament cytoskeleton; cytoplasm; intermediate filament
Molecular function (GO): structural constituent of postsynaptic intermediate filament cytoskeleton
Source: RefSeq, a predicted model, not a curated record